GUCAUAUCUCCAUGGAAACACUCAAAGAAUUACAGUCUAAUCAACACUAAUAUGUCUUCCCACACAAGAUUGUAUUAAAGAUAAUGGUGUUUUGGGGUACAUAGUACAUUCAAACUGGCACAAGCACUAAGAGUGGAAAGAGGACUCCCCUUGCUACUGAGCAGGGAUUGGAAAUAGAAGAGGGUGGAGACAGACAUGGAGUGGCUGGAUAGAGGGGAUGGUGCAACCUGUGUUAAUCAGUGACCUGGGACCAGAUUACAUGGUGUAAUCUCAAAAGGUGCCAGCGGCAUGGACAAAUGCCUGCCCCUGACACCUUGCACCAAGAAAUGCCCUAGUCCCUACCCCACCUCCCACAACCCUGGUGAAAGGAGGCUAAAUAACUGAGAUUUCAUUUCUACCAAUCAUUUGAACGGGAACUUGAAGAAAAAAUUCAGUUUAGUUAUAGAACAAAUAUAUCUUGCACACUCAACCCAUAACAUCAGUAACAGCAUCUCAGAUCUUUCUAUGAGCCCUAGACCUGUAUCCCCAACUUGAUUUUUCUGAUUAGAAGCCUCAAGCUCAGCAGGCUCAAAACUAGACUCAUCACCUCAUUCUCCUCAUUCUUUAACUAAAAUCUGUUCUUCUUCCGUGUUCCCUAUUUUAUUUCUAAAUACCAACAUCCACUCAGUUGCCCAGGGCAGAAGCCGGGGUGUUUUGUUGGUGUGGGGUGUUGUGUUCAGAAAACACUAAACGUCAAGACAUCUGUCAUCCUUCCAUCACUCAGGCAUACUUGGAGUUCACAAAAGGUUUAGUUUAAAAGUUAGGUAUGCUGCUUAAUAGUCUGAAAAACCACUGUAGAAGGGAAUGCAAUACUAUGGGGCAGAAGAAACUUGAAACCCUUCCAUGUAAGUCAAGGUCACCUAUAAGCCUGGGGACUGGGUAGGGGUUGGAGAGGGGAGGUGGAGGUAGUUUCUAUUGCCAGAGGAGGGAAAUGGCAUUUUGGAUGGAAGGAGGUGUUUAUGACCGAGGUGAUUGCCCAGGAGGAGGGUUCAGGAAAUUUCCUUCAUUGGCCGUUUGGUUCUGUUCAUUCAGAUGUUUGUGGGUGGGGGAGUGACUGAGUGUGAGCUGGGUCAGAAACUCCCAGGGGAUCAGACUACUUGCUCCUUUUCUGGACAAACCUCACUGCUCUCCCUGGCUCUGCACAAAUCCAGUGUGCUUUGAACCCACCACCUACGUGGACUACAGCAGGUUUGGCCAGAAUCCUUUGGGUGAUGAAUGCCUCCAUUUCCUGCUGAAGCACCACCGUGCCACUUUUAAAUCAGAGGCGAAUUGGCAGUUGCAGUGACAAACCUGGUUUCCUAUGAAUUGCCUGGGUGGACUGAAAGGAGAACUCCUGGUUGACGCUGGCUCAGAACCCACCACCUGUCAGUUCCUUUCUGCCUGCGAGUCCUUCCAAGAGAUCAUAUUGUCAAACUACCUGGACAAGAACCACCCGUAUUGGAGAGAUGGCUGAAGAAGAGGCCAAGAGCAUUUGACUGGUCUCCAGUGUGAAAAAUGUGUGUGAGCUCUAAGGGAGCAGGGAGGAUCACAGAAGAAGAGGAGAAUAGGGGAGCUUCUGGAGAUGCCCAUCUCUCUGAAUUUUGGUGUUCUCCUGGGGAGAGCUGACGGGACGGAGGCUACUUCUGAAGAGGACUCCCUGGCUUCUGGAAGCGAGGGAAGUAGGGCAGGGGGCUGUGGCUCAGGAGUGAGGCACGAUGGAAUCUGGCUUCACCACCAAGGACACUUACCUGAGCCAUUUUAACCCUCGGGAUUACCUAGAAAAGUAUUACAACUUUGGGUCCAGACACUCUGCAGAAAACCAGAUUCUUGGCCACCUUCUGAAAAGUCUCAAGAUAUUCUGCCUGGAUGGUGUGAAGGGCGACUUCUUGAUCAACAUCGGCUCUGGCCCCACCAUCUAUCAGCUCCUCUCUGCUUGCGAGAACUUCAAAGAGAUUGUUGCCACUGACUACACCGAGAACCUGCAGGAGCUAGAGAGGUGGCUGAAGAAGGAGCCAGGGGCCUUCGAAUGGUCUCCAUUAGCGAACUACAUGUGUGAGCUCUAGGGGAACAGGGUAAAGGGGCCGGAGAAGGAGGAGAAGCUGCGUCGGGCUGUCAGGCAGGUCCUGAAGUGUGACGUGACUCAGCGCCGGCCUCGGGGCCCCGUCUCCUUCCCCCUGGCUGACUGCCUCCUGAGCACGCUGUGCCUGCAUGCGGCCUGCCCGGACCUCCCCACCUACUGCACAGCCCUGGAGAACCUCGGCAGCCUGCUGGAGCUGGGGGGCCCCGUGGUGAUGGUAGAUGCCCUGAGGAGCAGCUACUACAUGAUUGGUGAGCAGAGGUUCUCCAGCCUCCUGGGCCCGGAGGCGGUAGAGGCUGCAGUGAAAGAGGCUGGCUACGCGAUUGAACGGUUGGAGGUGAUUCUGCAACGGUACUCCUCCACCACUGCGGACAACGAAGGAAUUUUCUCCCUGGUGGGGUGGAAGUUGAGCAGAACUGUCUACAACCUUGUGAUCUCUAUUAAAAUAAUUCCUUUGACUUGCCCAGUUGGCUUCAGUCCUUGGUUCUAG
This is a messenger RNA of Choloepus didactylus (southern two-toed sloth), 2585 nucleotides long. It is a transcript of the gene NNMT, whose product is annotated as nicotinamide N-methyltransferase. Gene Ontology annotation, cellular component: cytosol. Gene Ontology annotation, molecular function: nicotinamide N-methyltransferase activity. NCBI's taxonomy places the organism in Eukaryota, Metazoa, Chordata, Mammalia, Pilosa, Megalonychidae. The record is from RefSeq and is a predicted model, not a curated record.